Tupaia belangeri chinensis (Chinese tree shrew) is the source of this 2405-nucleotide messenger RNA. It is a transcript of the gene CHFR, whose product is annotated as checkpoint with forkhead and ring finger domains. NCBI's taxonomy places the organism in Eukaryota, Metazoa, Chordata, Mammalia, Scandentia, Tupaiidae. The transcript has 15 exons. Gene Ontology annotation, molecular function: protein binding; ubiquitin-protein transferase activity. Gene Ontology annotation, cellular component: nucleus. Gene Ontology annotation, biological process: ubiquitin-dependent protein catabolic process; mitotic cell cycle checkpoint signaling; protein ubiquitination. The record is from RefSeq and is a predicted model, not a curated record. The coding region runs from base 393 to 2156 and encodes 587 amino acids.
GUUGUGACCUUUCAUUCCCUAGCAAUAAACUUGUCUCUGGAGAUCACUGUAAAAUUGUGGUGGAUGAAAAAUCUGGUCAGGUGAUGCUGGAAGAUACCAGUUAUGGAUAUCCAAAGUCCAUCAUGGGCUCACAGAGCUAACAUCAGGGCCUGACCAAGGCUGACUCCUUCUCAAGGCUUCAGGAGAGUAUCCUUUCCCUCCCUUGUCCAGCCUCCAGAGACUUCCCAUGUUCUUGGAAGAGCACCAAUGGAACCGUGAUUAACAAGGUGAAGGUUGUUAGGAAGCAGACUUGUCCUUUACAUACUGGAGAUGUCAUCUACUUGGUGUACAGGAAGAAUGAGCCAGAACACAAUGUGGCAUACCUCUACGAAUCUUUGAAUGAAAAGCAAGGCAUGGCACGAGAAUCUUGUGCUGUUAAUCAAGAAAAUACACUCCACAUGACCAAAGAUACCUCAGGUACAGGGCGAGGUGCUGAUCCCCAGGUCCCGCCAUCAUCAUCCACCACUCAGGCAUGCUUUGAGGAACCACAGCCAUCAACAUCAACUUCAGACCUCUUCCCCACUGCCUCUGCCUCUUCCAAGGAGCCUGCUCCUGCGGAGCCAGACCAUUCCUGCAGCUCUGGGUCCAUGGGUGCAGGCAUCUCCCUGAAAGGAUGUGGUCCACUCGUAGCAAGUGAUGAAAUGACCAGCUUUUCCUCAACUCUCCCAGACAGAGAGGAGCCAUCCUUUUCUUUGCUGGAACACCAGGAUCCGGAUGAUCUGGAGCCCAUUAAAAAGAAAAUGAGAGGAGGUUCGAGUCUCAUGUCCUUGCCCUCUGUGAAUGCUCAGGAGCACAUCCUGCUGUGGACGAUGGUGCUGGAUGGGGAGCUUGACUUGAGCCUGCAGCCAUUGGCCACAGACCAGUGUAGGAAUGUCCAGACCAUCCCUGAGGGGGUCAGAGCUGCGGCUGUGAAGCCAGACAAGAUGGAAGAGACACUCACAUGCAUCAUCUGCCAGGACCUGCUGCACGACUGUGUGAGCUUGCAGCCUUGCAUGCAUACGUUCUGCGCAGCGUGCUACUCUGGAUGGAUGGAGCGUUCCUCCCUGUGUCCCACCUGUCGCUGCCCGGUGGAGCGGAUCUGUAAAAACCACAUCCUCAACAACCUCGUGGAAGCAUAUCUUAUCCAGCACCCAGACAAGAGUCGCAGUGAAGAAGAUGUGCGAAGUAUGGAUGCCAGGAAUAAAAUCACUCAAGACAUGUUGCAGCCCAAAGUCAGGAGGUCCUUUUCUGAUGAAGAGGGAAGUUCAGAGGACCUGCUGGAGCUGUCCGACGUUGAUAGUGAAUCUUCAGAUGUUAGCCAGCCCUACGUCGUGUGCAGACAGUGCCCCACGUACAGAAGACAGGCAGUGCAGGCUGCUCCCCGCCCAGUACCCAGCAGCGAGCCGGGUCCCCUGCAGGCCCUCGGGGACGCACCUUCAACAUCUGCCACCUUCAGCACAGCAGCCCAGGGUUACGUGUGCCCCGUGCAGGGGAGCCACGCCAUAUGUGCCUGCUGCUUCCAGCCCAUGCCCGACCGGAGAGCCGAGCGCGAGCAGGACCCCCACGUGGCCCCUCAGCAGUGUGCAAUCUGCCUGCAGCCCUUCUGCCACCUGUACUGGGGCUGCACCCGGACUGGCUGCUCUGGCUGCCUGGCCCCGUUCUGUGAACUCAACCUGGGUGAGAAGUGUCUGGAUGGGGCAUUGAACAACAACAACUAUGAAUCAGACAUCUUGAAGAAUUACCUGGCGACUCGGGGUUUGACAUGGAGAAACCUGUUGACGGAAAGCCUUGUAGCUCUUCAGCAGGGAGUGUUUCUUCUGUCUGGAAGUUUAAUCACAUCUGUGAACAGACACGGUUCAAGCACUGAGCGGCAGGCAGGGGCCCUGGAGAGCUGCGGAGCAUGGGCUUCAGAAACAGCGAGCACAGACGUUUUAGGGGCAUUUUUAUCUUUGCCCCCAGGGACACUGGGGGUUUCUGGUCCAGUAGUCUGGUGUGAUUUUUCCUUCUGCGGUGCUUUACCUGCCCAGAGAGGCCCAGGAAGUGGGCCUGGAGGCCCUGGGGGCAUAGCCCAUGCUCUAGGCCCGCGCUCCCCUCCCAGGUGUGGAUGCAGGUUUGCUCUUCCUGUCCCUUUUCCAUAAAGACCAUUAAAACAGAAAUCUCUUCAGAAAGGAUUUCAUGGGAGAAAAGGGAGAAUUUAUCAAGAGCAUUCUGUUUAAGGAAAAUGGAGCAUAUGUUUAAAGCCUACAGGAUGUACAGAAUAUUCUGCUGUGGGGAAGACCACCACAUUUUUAUAUUUUUUAUUUUAUAGGUUUGGUGCUUAUAUUCUAAUAAGACUUAAAUAUCACAAACCGUAGCACAAAUAAUAUAAUUUAUAAUUUACAAAAUGA